AUGAAGAUCGAAGUCUCCUUCCUGGGCUUCUUGCUCGCAUUCACUGCCAAUGCAGCUCCCACAAUUCAAUCCUCAUCAGCCAAGCAACCAGAUUGUUCUUACCCGAUUGGGAAAACCGGAAUCAAUGCCAAAGUAUCUGGCCGGCUCUUCGAUAUAGAUGGCAAGGUUGAGUACUUUGCUGGCAGCAAUGCAUGGUGGCUUGGUCAUUUGAGCAACAACUCUGACGUUGAUACCACACUUCAACAGGUUGUCAAUACAGGCUACAAGAUCCUUCGCGUCUGGGGAUUCGGAGACGUCAACACAAUCCCAGAUCCAUCAGCAACUGACCCAAACAAGGUCUACUUCCAGAUCCUCAACUCAACAGGCUCAUAUCUCAAUUUCGGUCCGGAUGGCCUGCAACGGUUGGAUUACGUGAUCUCCUCGGCGGAAAAGUAUGGUGUGAAGCUUGUCCUCCCAUUCAUCAACAAUUGGGGCGACUACGGAGGUAUUGCUGCAUAUGGAAACGCAUUUGGGAACAAUGCAACUACCUUCUACACUAACGCAGCUGCCCAGAAAGCAUACAAAGCUUAUAUCAAGACUCUUGUUACUCGAUACUCCAAUUCUUCUGCCAUCUUUGCAUGGGAGCUAUGUAAUGAACCACGCUGUCAUGGAUGCGACACUUCCGUUAUCACGAAUUGGGCAACUGACAUCUCAAGCUACAUCAAAAGUCUGGAUUCCGACCAUAUGGUCACUCUAGGCGAUGAAGGAUGGCUCGCACCUGCUGACGGUUAUGGAGAUGGUUCGUACGCUUAUGGUGGUGGUGAAGGCAUUGACUUUGCCGCAAAUCUAAAGAUCAAGACCUUGGAUUACGGUGUCUUCCAUUUGUAUCCCAAUUCUUGGGGCUACAACUACACUUGGGGCAACGAAUGGAUCCAGCAGCACGACGCAAUUGGGGCAGCGAUUGGAAAACCGGUAAUCCUUGAGGAAUACGGAACUCCAUUUCCGAAUAAUCAUACAGAGACGGAGGGACCGUGGCAGGAGACUGUGGUGAAGAGUGGACUUGCUGCUGAUCAGAUCUGGCAGUUUGGGACUUAUGAUCUGAGUGUGCCAGGAAGUAAUUUGGGGGAUGUGAAUAGUAUCUAUUACAAUGAGACGGAGUACAAGACGCUUGGGUUUGAGCAUGCAAAGAAUAUGUUAGCUAAGGAUGUAAAGUAG
Mollisia scopiformis is the source of this 1194-nucleotide messenger RNA. Its product is annotated as glycoside hydrolase. Bases 1 to 1194 code for a protein of 397 amino acids. The transcript is spliced from 3 exons. NCBI's taxonomy places the organism in Eukaryota, Fungi, Ascomycota, Leotiomycetes, Helotiales, Mollisiaceae. Gene Ontology annotation, molecular function: hydrolase activity, hydrolyzing O-glycosyl compounds. The record is from RefSeq and is a predicted model, not a curated record.